AUGUCGGCAAUUCGUGCGCUUGUUCUAGGCUCUGGUGGUCGUGAGCAUGCGCUUGCUCUGCACCUGCUCCGCUCGGAGCGUGUAGAGCAUGUGUAUGUAGCGCCUGGCAAUGGCGGUACAGCGACGCUAGGUCAUCGCUGCACCAAUUUGGCCUCCCCCAAAGCUAGUGGUGAUUUCUCGGACAUUGCGCAAUGGGCAAAGGACAACAAGAUUACAUUGUGUGUGCCAGGCCCAGAGGCGCCUCUGGUCGAAGGCGUCGAGACGGCUUUCCGCCAAGUCGGUAUUCCAGUGUUCGGCCCCUCGAAGGAGGCAGCGCAGAUGGAAGGCUCCAAGGCCUAUGCCAAGGACUUUAUGGCACGUCACCAUAUCCCUACGGCGGCGUACCGUACUUUUACGGCCGAUCAAGUCGAUGCCUGCAUGGCGUACAUUCAAGAGUUGGGCGGUGCGAAGGCCAUAGUGCUCAAGGCGAGUGGCCUGGCCGGCGGCAAGGGUGUGAUUCUCCCUGAGACGGACGAAGAGGCGUAUGAGGGUGUGCAAGAUCUGCUGGUGAAGAAGGUGUUUGGCGAUGCUGGCGAUGCCUUGGUCGUCGAGGAGCGUCUGGACGGCUCGGAGCUUUCCGUGCUGGCCUUCUCGGAUGGCUACACUGUUCGUGCGCUGCCUGGCUGCCAGGACCACAAGCGCAUUGGCGAGGGCGAUACGGGCCUGAACACAGGCGGUAUGGGUGCAUACUGCCCGACGCCGGACGGUACUGCGCCAGGCAUGGAAGAACGUAUUCGCAACGAAGUGCUCUUGCCGACCAUUGAGGGUAUGCGUCGCGACGGCACACCCUUUGUCGGCAUGCUGUUCGUCGGUUUGAUGCUUACCAGCAAGGGGCCGAAAGUGCUCGAGUACAAUGUACGAUUCGGUGAUCCAGAGACGGAAGCUGUGCUGGAACUGCUGGCCGAGCCAACGACGUUGACGGAUGUGAUGAUGGCAUGUGUCGAGCGCCGUUUGGACUGCGUAGAGCUGGCUGUGCGUCCCGGUUUUGCAGUGAGCAUUAUCAUGGCCAGUGGUGGCUACCCCGGCAAGUACGCGACGGGCGUCCCGAUCGAUAUGAGUGCGGUGCCGGGCAAUGUGUCUGUGUACCAUGCUGGCACGAAGCGUCUUGAGGAUGGGACGCUGGUCACGGCUGGUGGUCGUGUGCUGGCCGUGUCGGCGGUCGGCAGCACGCUGGAAGAGGCAUUGGAGCAUGCGUACGCGGGCGUGAACAGCAUUCAGUUUGACGGCAUGGUCUUCCGCCGCGACAUUGCGCACCGUGCGCUCGGCAAGGCAGCGUCCACCUCGGAGAGUCUGACGUACGCAGCGGCAGGUGUCGACAUUGAUGCGGGCAAUGCGCUGGUCGAGCGCAUUAAGCCGCUGGCCAAGAGCACGCAGCGUACAGGCUGUGUCGGUUCGCUGGGCGGCUUUGGCGGUGUGUUUGACUUGAAGGCACUGGGUAUGAACGACCCGCUGCUUGUGAGCGGUACAGAUGGUGUGGGCACGAAGCUGCGUGUGGCGCUCGACUUCGGCAAGCAUGAUACGAUUGGUAUUGACUUGGUCGCCAUGUCGGUGAACGACCUGAUCGUGCAAGGCGCGCAGCCGCUCUACUUCCUCGACUACUUUGCCUGCUCCAAGCUGGAUGUCGACACGGCUUCGGCUGUGGUGAGCGGCGUGGCGGAAGGCUGCCGUCAGGCGCAGUGCGCGUUGAUCGGUGGUGAAACGGCUGAGAUGCCAGGUAUGUACGUCGGCGACGAGUACGAUGUGGCAGGCUUUGCUGUUGGUGCGGUCGAGCGUAGCGCGAUUCUUCCACGCAUGUCGUCGAUGCAAGCAGGCGAUAAGCUUAUUGGUCUGCGCUCGAGCGGCGUGCACUCCAACGGCUACUCGCUCGUGCGGAAGGUCGUGGCCAAGUCGGGUGUGUCGCUGCACGCGCCGUGCCCCUGGGGCGCGCCUGGGUCGGUCGUGGAUGGCGUGUCGACGCCAGCGACGCUUGGCGAGGCGCUCCUUGCGCCGACGCGUAUCUACGUUCAGGCACUGCACCAUGUCCUUCACUCCACUGAUCAUGCCGUGCUGGGUCUCGCGCACAUUACGGGCGGCGGUUUUACCGAGAACAUCCCGCGUGUGCUGCCUGACGGUCUCGGCGCGCACAUUGAUCUGAGUACGUGGGCCCGCCCCCCGCUGUUUGCCUGGCUGCAGCAGCAGGGCCACAUUGAGGCGGCAGAGAUGGCACGUACAUUCAACAACGGUAUCGGUAUGGUCCUCGUCGUUCCCGCCUCGGCCUGUGACGCGACGUGUGCGGCAUUGCAGGCUGCGGGUGAAGCACCUGUCACCAUGGGCGAGCUUACGUCGCAGCCGGGCGUGACGUACGCGCACUUGGACUCGUGGACUAUGUAG
Messenger RNA from Malassezia pachydermatis, 2409 nucleotides. RefSeq names its product aminoimidazole ribonucleotide synthetase. Lineage: Eukaryota; Fungi; Basidiomycota; Malasseziomycetes; Malasseziales; Malasseziaceae. Gene Ontology annotation, biological process: adenine biosynthetic process; 'de novo' IMP biosynthetic process. The coding region runs from base 1 to 2409 and encodes 802 amino acids. Gene Ontology annotation, molecular function: phosphoribosylformylglycinamidine cyclo-ligase activity; ATP binding; phosphoribosylamine-glycine ligase activity. Gene Ontology annotation, cellular component: cytosol. The record is from RefSeq and is a predicted model, not a curated record. The transcript is spliced from 2 exons.